Xyrauchen texanus (razorback sucker) is the source of this 2805-nucleotide messenger RNA. Its product is annotated as serine/threonine-protein kinase Nek4-like. Lineage: Eukaryota; Metazoa; Chordata; Actinopteri; Cypriniformes; Catostomidae. Gene Ontology annotation, biological process: protein phosphorylation. The record is from RefSeq and is a predicted model, not a curated record. Bases 173 to 2761 code for a protein of 862 amino acids. The transcript is spliced from 16 exons. Gene Ontology annotation, molecular function: protein kinase activity; ATP binding.
CUAUGCUCUGCUGUUUUUACCAUCCUGCUUGUCACCUAAACAAGUUUGAAACAGACAAAUCACAGUCUGUGUGUUGAGGAAGCGCGCUUGCUCGUAGUUUAAGCUCUGCAGACGGACUGAAAAUCACUUGCAAUGUGAUGCAGAGAGGAUUUCGAUUUCUGUAAGGAGGAUCAUGGAAAGUUACGUUUUUCUGAGAGUUGUGGGGAAGGGGAGCUAUGGGGAGGUGAACCUGGCCAGACACAAAUCAGACCGUAAACAGUAUGUGAUCAAGAAGCUGAAUCUGAGAACAUCCUCCAGUCGUGAACGGAGAGCCGCAGAACAGGAAGCCCAGCUCCUCUCACAGCUCAAGCAUCCCAAUAUCGUCACAUACCGGGAAUCAUGGGAAGGUGAAGACUGUCAGCUCUAUAUAGUGAUGGGUUUUUGUGAGGGGGGAGAUCUAUACCACAGACUCAAACAGCAGAAGGGAGAACUGCUGGCAGAGAGACAGGUGGUGGAGUGGUUUGUCCAAAUCGCCAUGGCUCUUCAGUAUUUACAUGAGAAGCACAUCCUUCAUCGAGACCUAAAAACACAGAAUAUCUUCUUGACGAAGACAAACAUAAUCAAAGUGGGUGAUCUGGGCAUUGCACGGGUUUUGGAGAGUCAGAAUGAUAUGGCCAGUACUCUGAUCGGCACACCUUAUUACAUGAGUCCAGAGCUCUUCUCCAACAAACCAUACAACUACAAGUCAGACGUGUGGGCAUUAGGAUGUUGUGUGUACGAGAUGGCAACACUAAAACAUGCCUUCAAUGCAAAGGACAUGAACUCACUUGUGUGUCGUAUUGUAGGAGGGAAGUUGCCCCAGAUGCCUAGUAAGUACGACCCACAGUUGGGAGAGCUGAUCAAGCGGAUGCUAUGUAAGAAACCAGAGGACAGGCCAGAUGUCAAGCACAUCCUGCGACAGCCAUACAUCAAGAAGCAGAUCUCCUUGUUUCUGGAAGCCACAAAAGAGAAAACUGCCAAAUCACGAAAGAAUGCAGUGAACAGCAAACCGAACAACGCAGGCUCGGAUGCAUCAACCAAACCAAAUUGUGAAGUUCAGCCACACUGUCCCAUCUCCGAGUCAAGCAGCCGAGGAAAAAAGGUUGAAGACAGCCACUUCGAUCAACAAAAAGCCUGUAAUGGUGCCAUGUACAUCACAUCUCAUAACUCACACUUGCCCCCCAAACAUCCCAGUCAAGACAUCCUUGACUCAACAGGUCACUCUAUAGCAACCAUAAGCAACAUAGACAUUGAAGUCCAACCCCAAGACCAGAUACAGAAGCAGAAAAAGGCUAAACCAACUCAUCCAAAACCCAACAGCCAUCACAAUAACAAACCACCUUCUGUGAGCAAGAGGAGAGAAAGACAGGAGAACGAAAACCCCCGUGCUCCUCAUACACACCCACCAAAACACGUGUUGGGUGUCGGCAAGAAAGAGGAUAAGACGACAGCGAAUAGAUGGAUAUCACAAAGCUCAGAUGCAUCCAUUACUGCAGACGUACCCAAGACUCCUGAUGGUAGCAUGGACCUCAAGGACAACACUAUGAAACUACUGCAGGAGGCAGUGAUGGAGGAUGUUCCUCACAAGCCCUUUGAACUACAUCAUGAUGCUGAGACAAAGACGGUGACACAAAGAUCUUCAGCAGCUGUUGAUGUUAAUCAAAGCAUUCGAAAGGAAGUUCCUGCUGGAAGUUCAAUGGAGGAGAUUGAGGAAAGUCUACACUCCACAGAGAAUCUUCUUAAGCCUGUUCCUGCUAUUUUGAUGGAGGAACCCAAAUUAGAUUCCUCUGCAGAUCAAUGCAGAGCAUCUCUUCAGCCUUCUUCCUCUGAACCGUCAAUGUCACAUCAGCAGAAGAAGGACAAGUUGCUCAAUGACCAGGAUAGAGUCAAAGCAGUGCCCAGACCUUUGCCGCCUCUUCCUGAAGAUGUCCUAUCAGCGAUCAGUGGGCAAAAAGACAAGAGUAACUCGGAGGAAAACAAGUCCUCCUGCCUCUCACCCUCUACCAAGAACCCUGCAGAGGAACAGUAUCGUCCACUAUCAGCCAGGGAGAGGAGGAGACUAAAGCAAUUGCAGGAGACCUCAAAACAACAAGCCUCUGUGGUCAGAAGUGUGCCCUAUGAUGUCCCCUCAUUAGGCAGUAAGCAGACAGUUCAACUAGACUGCCCAAGUCCUGUGAGCACAACUGUGCAAACAAAAAAGGAGAGGAAGUCCUCAUGGAGACAGUCUGAUGAAGAUGAAUGUAGCUCCUCAACCAGCUCCACUGAGAGAUCAGAAGGAGACUACCGAGAAUUAAAGUGCGAGACCAAUGAGAUGCAAGACUUGGUGCAAAUGAUGACACAGACGUUACACAUGGACAACAGAGAUGUAUCAUUUGAACCUGUUGGGCCAAGAGGACACUCUACUCCACUGCCUGAGUUCAGGUUAAACAGAAAGUACAGGGAUACUCUGAUGCUUCAUGGGAAGGCCAGAGAGGGGCGGGGAGACUUACAGAUCAGUGACUUUCCAUUAGAUGAUAGCACAGGUCCAGCAAAGAUCAGGAGAGUGAUUGAGCACUUGCGAACAGAUGUAGUGAAAGGACUCGGCGUGAAGCUAUUGGACAGAGUCCUGGACAUCAUGCAGGAAGUAGAUGAAGACAAGAUAGAGCAUUUAAUGCAGCAGCAAAUGGGAGAGGAGAAAUACAAGCUGUAUGCAGAGAAAGUACAACAGCUACAGUUCUUUGAAGAAGUUGCGUUCAAAGAUUGAGCCAGAUAAAGAGGGAUCCUGUCACACAUUAAUGUCAUUUCUGC